ACAGGAGCAAUAUCAUUAUCAAACCUUCACAGUGAUGGAAUAUGGUAAGUACACAUGUCUUGAUUUUACUUUCUUGAUAUUAAUUAGGUUUUAUGAAAUUUUCAUGAAGACUGUAGCUCAUCAACAAAGAUAUGUGAGUUCCCAUAUCUGAAUGAAAUUGAACUAAGAAUAGAAAAGAACAUCAAAAAAGUACACAACGAGAACACUUUUUAGGUUUUCAAUAUUUACUUGACCUGUAUCAUACAACAUGGUAUAAUGCAAAAUAAUAGAAUGGCAUUAAAAUAACAUUAGAUGCAAUACAAUGUCAAUUAUUUCACAUUCAGUAUUAGAGUGGAAUGGUUAAAUAUUUAGAUGUGGGUUUGAGGUAGAGGGGCAUAUUUAAUAAUUAGGAUUUACAACUAGCUGAAUAUGUUAAGGUUUGGUUAAAAAAAAAAUAUAGGAAGUGCAUACUCAUUUAUUGAUUAUAGGUUUAGGAGAAGCUCAUAAGGUAAGCUUUCUCAGUGCGUCAUAUAGGCUCCAUUGUUACCUUUUGACAAGUGUGAGCACUAUAAUUUGCUUUUGAACAGCUGAUGUUUGUGACCAGAUAUGGAUGUGGAUACACUGAUCAGCCAGAACAAUAAAAUCACUGACAGAAGAAGUAAAUAACAUUGAUUAUAUCUGUCAGGGUCUUACCUGAGGUGGGAGUCCAGUAGGCAGAGAUUUGUGCUCACCCUUGCAGAUAUACACAGUCCAAAAUGAUAAGGUUAGAAACCAUCAGGACUGUGAAUCUGUGCAUGGGGGCUGUGCAUAAAAGGUGCUCCAAUUUGCAGUACAGACAAGGACACAAGCAGAAGGAUCGUCAAGGAUAAAUCGAAGUCAGAGGAUGCCAGAGGUCAGGAGCCGGGGUCAAUCUGGAGAACAAGUAUCAGGAGACAAAACAGGAACAAAACACGAUCAUCGAAUCAAAGAACUGACAAUGUGCUCAUGGAGAGGCAGGUUUAACUAACUUGCUAAUGAGCUAUGAGGUGGACAUAAAGAGACAGGAGCAGCCACAGGUAAAGUCCAGCCCCAUAGUGCUGCAGACAAGGCAGGAUAGGACAACAGGCAGAAACAUGAACUGAAGUGUGGCUCAGAGGCAAGACAGCAGGGUUAAGACAGCAAGAGUCCAGAAUUCAAAUCCUUUUUUUGGCACCUGUGAAAUGGCCACGCCUGGAUGUCACAGUGAGAACUAUGACAAUAUCAUUACAAUGGCAACUAUCAAGUUGUGGAUUUUAUUAGGCAGCAAGUGAACAGUCAAUUUUUGAAUUUCAUGUGUUGGAAGCAAGAAAAAUGGGCAAGCGAAAAGAUCUGAGUGACUUUGACAAGGGCCAGACUACUGUGUCACAUCAUCUCUUGUGGGGUGUUCCCAGUAUGCCGUGGUUAGUACCUACCAAAAGUGGUGCAAGGAAGGAAUACUGGUAAACCAGUGUUAUGGGCGCCAACGGCUCAUUAAUGCACGAGGGAGCGAAAGCAAGUCAUCUGGUCCGAUCCCAUAGAAGAGCUACUGUACCUCAAAUUUCUGAAAAACAUAACAGUGUCCAUGAUAGAAAGGUGUCAUAGCACACAGUGAAUCACAAUUUGCUGCAUAUGAGCAGACUGGUUAGAUGCCUAUGAUGACCCCUUUUCACUUCAGUGAGGAAAUGAGAGUCAGAAACAAUGGAUGAAGGUUGCCUGGUUUGACAAAUCACAUUUUUUUUAGAUCAGGGCAAUGGCCAGAUUCAUGACAUCAUUUACUUUGGGAAGAGAUAGCAGCAGGAUGCACUUUGGGAAAAAGGCAGGCUGACAGAAGUAGUGUUAUGCUCUGGGCAAUGUUCUGCUAGCAAACAUUGGGUCCUGGCAGUCAUGUGGAUGGUAAUUUGACACAUACCACCUACCUACAGACUAUGUGCACCGCUUCACGGCAAUAGUGUUCCCUCAUGAAUUUUAUUUCUUAAUGUACCCAAUUCAUCAUCUGAUUUGCCUUUUUUCUGAAAUGUAUAUAUUAAGUGGGACAAAAGGCUUCUGACAACUAACCAUCUUAAUGAAAAUGCAUAUUUUGGCAUGUAUGAUAUUUUAUGAGCAGACAAAUGGGCAGAGGGCAAAGGUUAUUUGCAUGUGUGCAUUUGCGACAUCAUAGAUUUAUUGUCUGGCCAUGUGUAAUGCACUAUUUCCUCCCAUAGUAUUGCCAAGGUUUGAAGUUCUUCUGAGCACACCUGUACACCAUUCAAUAACAAGUGGACCAAUGGUUGGAACAGUUACUGCAAAGUGAGUUUUGUUUGUUAUUAUUAUUAUUGUUAUUAUUAUUAUGUUAUUUAUAUAGUGCCAUCAAAUUACGCAGCGCUUUACAAUGGGUGGACGAACAGACAUGUAGUUGUAACCAGACAAGUUGGACACACAGGAACAGAGGGGUUGAGGACCCUGCUCAAUGAGCUUACAUGCUAGAGGGAGUGGGGUAAAAUGACACAAAAAGGUAAGGAUAGUAUUAGACUAGUGACAGUUGCAGAAGAGGAAUCAGUCAGGAGCUAUUAACAAUUUAAUUGAUAUGCUUUUAUAAAGAAGUGGGUUUUUAAUGAUUUUUUGAAGGAGUGGAGACUGGGUGAGCAUCUAACAAGUAUUAACUUAUUAUAAGUAUUAACUUAUUAUUAAGCAUUAAGUUAUAACUUACAAGUAUGUUGUUCUAGCUUGUGAAGUUACAGACCUCCCAGUGUUGCUAUUUAGGAGUGACAGACCCUGUUUUGGACCCAAAUCCAUCUAGUCCUCUUUUUUAUUCUAAUUCCCCUCUUCUCUAGGAGCAAUAUAAUGUUGGUGUGCCUGAGCUCCACAGCAAUAUUUUUUUUACAGUAACCAGUAACCAUCUUUAAGCUACAUUAAAUAUGUUCUUGUUAUAAACUGCAUUUUAGUUGCAUAAAUUGUUAUUAGGUCAGCUAAAAUUUCUCAGAACAGCCCCACUCACACCCCUAAAAUCAGUGUCUCCUUUGUCCAUUUGAAAUGUUGGGUGGUAUGAAGUUAUGAUAGAUCUCCACAAGCGCAGUCUGCUAAAGCAGCUGCUGAAUCUAUCUAAAUCUAUUUAGGAGGGCUGUCCCUGUUUUGGGCCCAAAUCACUCCCUUUUCUUGGAACUCUGUUUUGUUUAUGUGUCUGAGUGUGCAACAAAGCUUCACAGCAAUAAUACUCUCAGAAAUGUGUCUCUAUACCAAUAUAAAUGUGUUUCGAAAUCAGUCUGUGUAAAUAACAUGCAUUACUCUUGUUCUAAUUACAUUUUAGUUGCAUAAGUUAUUAGUAAGUCACUUACAAUUUCUUAGAACAGCCUUGCCACUUAGCACGUGCCCAGUGUCGCUUCUAUAUGUCUGUUUGUCAGUCCUCCGUCCGUCGGUCCAUCCUAGAAAUUUGUGUAACUAUUCUAAAAUAGUUUUUUCCAUAACUCACUUCAAACAUCAUGCAAAAAGCAGACAUUACUUUAGAUUUAAGGUUCAUUAAAAAUGUAGUUAGUUUUGUGCUUUGUAGUUUAAAGUGGGCAUCUCUAUGGGAAAUGAUACCUUCAUUGAGUCUUUAAGAAAGAUGUGGAUGGAAGAGACAGUCAGGGCAGAAGUGUUUGUGUGACCAAUAUGAAACAUAUCCUCUGGUUAUUCCACAAAUAUGGGCUAUAUUUACCAGUGGAGCAAAAUCCUGUGUAGAUAAACUACACAUAUUGACUACUAAAGUGUACAUUCAUGCUAUUUUUUGGUGAUUGAUUAUAGGUAUACUUAUGGAAUGUCAGUGAAAGGAACUCUGUCCGUAACAGUAACAGCAAAUCACAGGAGGAAAAAUAGUAUUACCAAACUGUUUGAGGUAAGCAAAGACAUUGAUCAUAACAGCUACAGUGAGAGAAUGAGGGACAAAGAAAUCUAAUUGUACCUUGACUAUUCUUGUAAGGUUAUAUAUGUGUGUAGUGUCUUUAUGUUUGUAAACAGGAGUGUUUAUGUAUGGAUCAGGUGUGUCAAUUUAUGGGUAGUGCUUGCAUUUGAAUAGAGGGGUGUGUUUUUAUGUAAUGUUGGCAUUUGAAUGAAGGGAUGUGUUUGUAUGUAGUUGAUUAUGUAGUUGUGUUGAAUUGUAGGUGUGUUUUUAUAUGGAAACAAAUAUAAAAGUCAAACAAAACACGCUAUUUUAAAAAUGCAUUUACUAAAAUGUUCACAAGUAUUUCCUAAGCUACAUUUCAAUAGUGGUAUAAUAGUAGCACUUGAUGAGGAUGCUCUCUUUUUUUCCUGGCACUUACUUGUUAAUGCUGGACAGUGUCCAAUCAAAUGCUUUUUCAUAGAGGAGCAGAUAAAACAAAUCUCCAGUACUCCAAAUCUCAAUAAUUCUCAAAGAAAUGGGUGAAUUUAAGAUUAACACGGUUAUUUACUAAAGGGAGAAUUCAAGGUUAAUUCAAAGUAAAUUCAAUUUUUUACAUUUUUUUUUAUAAUUCAUUAUUUUUGUUGUGCAUCAGAAUACAUAUACGCUUAGAGUGCCACAAGAGCAACAAUAAGCACAAUAAACUCAUGAAUAAGCAUAACAAAUGUGUGACAAUCGAUUAAACCGCACAACAUUUUAAAGCAGGAAGGAGCGCAGAAAGCAUGGUAUCGGAUAAUGGCAGAUAAAGAGUCUCUGUAGGCAGAGGUCUGUGUAGCUGCUGUGAGUGUUUGGGGAUAAGCUCCGUUGCAGCGUGCUUGGAAGGAGUGCAUUAGCCAUUUUUAGUUGUAGGGCUUAGCCCCGAUAACAGAUGAAAUGUGUUGGCAUAUGCAUCAAAAGUGGUUGGCAGCAUACCAGUGGGGACCAGGAUGACCCCCACUGAUCAAAAGGGGGGUAGGAGUUCGGCAAGGCUACUCACUGAAUAGACUAAUGAGAGUAGCGUCCCCCUCCUCCCAACUCCAGUUCAGGUAGGCCACAAUGCAGCAUUUUGAGCACCCACAAUGUGGAUAGAGCACUGUAUUGAAUAUUGUAGCUUAUGAGUGUCUGGAAGCACCCUGAUCCUAAUGAUGCGGACUGUAGGUCAUGCUGUUUCCGACCGAAUAACUCGAAGGUCAAGCUAUGCCCCACGGCAGUUUCAAAUUCAAGGUAAAAAAGGCUGAAAUGGAAACAUUCUGUAAGUCAGCUUUGUUUCCAGUUCGAAUAUGUUGGUUUUAAAUGUGAAAUUUGCUUAACUUUUUAUUUAAGUGUAGAUGAAGUUCUGUUUGUUUCAACAUUUCUUUAAGUGGCAUGUAUAAUUAUCCAACAAAUGUCAUAUGAUUUGAGUGUUAUAUUAAGAACAUUUUCUGCAUAUUUUGUUUAACUACAGAUAAAUGGAGAAUCAAAGUUUAGCUUUAGUUCGUUAGAAUUGAAAGAACUUAUGAUGAACAGACAAAGAGCACAUGACUCUGACUCCUCUGUUACUGGACCACUGGACAUUAACGUCAGUGUCAAAGAAGCACUUACAGGUAAUUUGUAGCAUAUCCCUGAAAGCACUAAUAUUAAAUCAAUUAUAAGAUUUACUGUAUUUGUAUAAUUAACUGUAGGUUUUGAACAGAAACAUUUUGCUGAUGGAUCCAUUGAAUCACAUCAGCUGUCUUUCUUCAAGGAUAUCUCAACGUCCAUGGGGCUUUUCUGUCAAAUGGUACAGUAG
Messenger RNA from Pelobates cultripes (western spadefoot toad), 5612 nucleotides. Lineage: Eukaryota; Metazoa; Chordata; Amphibia; Anura; Pelobatidae. The record is from the annotation of a GenBank genome assembly.